Ananas comosus (pineapple) is the source of this 1952-nucleotide messenger RNA. Its product is annotated as pentatricopeptide repeat-containing protein At1g71060, mitochondrial-like. The coding region runs from base 97 to 1665 and encodes 522 amino acids. The record is from RefSeq and is a predicted model, not a curated record. Lineage: Eukaryota; Viridiplantae; Streptophyta; Magnoliopsida; Poales; Bromeliaceae. The transcript has a single exon. Gene Ontology annotation, molecular function: protein binding.
CCUCUUCUUCUUCUUCUUCUUCUACCCCCGCCUCUCUCCUCCCCAUCCCCCAAAACCCUAACCCUAACCCUAGAAACCCCACUCGAGAUCUCGCCAAUGUCCCACCGCAAGCGCCCCGCCGAUGCCUACCCUGUCCCAGACUCCGGCGCCGGCGACGGCCCCAAGCGCCGCGGCGCCGACGCCUACCCCGUCGCCGACUCCGGCGCCGGCGACGGUCCCAGGCGCCGCGGCUCCGUCGCGUCCUUCCCCUCCUACCUCGACGCCCCGGAGCUCCCCGCGAAGCUGCGGCUCAUCUGCGAGCUCCUCGCCUCCGCCCCCUCCGCCGCCGCCGUGGAGCCGCUCCUCGACGGCGCCGCCGCGUCGAUCCCCUCCCUCUCCCACUCCGACGUCGAGCACGUCCUCCGCCUCUCCUACUCCCACCCCGGCCCCGCCCUCGCCUUCUUCCGCUGGUCCGGCGCCCGCCACCUCUCCCACCUCCACUCCCCCUACUCCUGGAACCUCCUCGUCGACCUCCUCGGCAAGAACCUCCUCUUCCCCCCCAUGUGGCACGCCCUCCACUCCAUGCACUCCCUCAGCCUCCUCUCCCUCGCCACCUUCGCCUCCGUCUUCUCCUCCCUCGCCUCCGCCUCCGCCUCCCCUCCCGACGCCCCGCUCCAGGCCUUCCUCUCCCUCCCCUCCUUCGGCCUCCCCCGCGACUCCGCCGCCCUCAACUCCCUCCUCUCCGCCCUCUGCCGCGCCGGCCGCGCCGCCGACGCCCGCGCCGCGCUCCCCCGCGCCGCCGCCGCCGCCGCCGGCGCCCGCCCCGACGCCGACUCCUUCGCCAUCCUCCUCGAGGGCUGCGAGGCCGACGCCGAUCCCCGCGCCGCCCGCCAGGUGCUCGACGAAAUGCUCGCCACCCUCGGCUGGGACCCCGCCUGCGCCGCCGCCUUCGACUCCUUCCUCGUCACCCUCCUCGGCGCCGGCCCCUCCCCCGCGGCGGGCCUCGCCGACGCCCUGCAGGCGUUCGACGCGAUGCGGCGGAACGGCUGCUUCCCCGGCAUGAAGUUCUUCCGCGCCGCCAUCCGGUCCUGCGUUGCGGCCCACGACCCCCGCGCGGCCGCCGCGCUGUGGGAUGCCCUGUCGUCGCGGCCCGGGUGCGCGCCCGACACCGCCUUGUACAAUUCGAUGAUCUCGCUCCAGUGCUCCCUCGGCCAGGCCGAAUUGGCCGCCGCCCUCCGCUAUCUCGAUGAAAUGGUCUUUUACGGGGCGUUCCCCGACGCCGAAACCUACGAUCUGUUGCUCCACCACCUGCUCAGGGGCCGCAAGUUGAGCGAAGCCGCCGCCAUUUUCAUGGAGAUGGUGCGGAACGAGCACUGCCCGAGCACGGGCAGCUGCCAAUCUGCAGUUAAGAUUUUUUUGGAUGCGGAGGAUUGGGAGACGGCGGAGAAGGUGUGGAGGUGCAUGGUCGAGAAUGGAUUGAAGCCGGUGGAGGAGAGCGGAAACAUGAUCGUGGAGAGGCUAAGAGGCAGGGGUUUGCUCCCGGAGGCUUGGAAAUUUGCCGAGGAGGUGAUCGACAGUGGCGUCAAGUUGUAUUCCUCGACACUUUCGAAGCUGCGGCACAGCCUCACGAAAGUCGGUAAGGGAAGUAUCCAUGAGUACCUCCUUAUAAAAUGGAAAGCUCAUUAGAAUUACGGUUAUGUUAUUUUGUUUACUUGCGUAUUUGCUUUGAUAUUAUAUCUUUGCAUAGAAAAAGAAUGCUAUUUAUGUGCAGGCUAUGUAACAUUAGAGAUAAAAUCUUCUUAGGUAUAACAUGGUAAAUAGUCGAUAAAGAGGAAUCUGUUUUCCGAGAUCGCUCUUUGCAAAGCUUCUUUCACAUAAAACUUGUUGAAAUUUACUUGUCUGAUUCUUCUCUUCCCUUAUCUUCUUAUGAUUAUGAAUCGUGACUCUUUCUGCGGCAUGGAUCGAUUCUUUUA